AUGUAUUGGAUAGACCGCAUCGUCAUUGCGACGAUUGCCUUUGCCGUCCUCGUCUACGUCCUCUGGGCCGCCCCACGCUACCUCGAUCCCACUGGGAGCGACCCCGUCAAGCAGGACCGCGACCGCCGCUGGGUCAACACGAGUCCCUACUUUGUCGACCGCCAGGCCUGCCGCUGGCUGACCCUCUGCGGUCUGCACCACCUCCGUGCCGACCCGGCCCGUCGCGACUACCGCCACAAGAAGCACGGUGGUAAUGGCCGCCUGCCGCCCCCACCCGAUGUCGGCGGCGGUGGUGGUGGUGGUCAUCACAAGCCUACGUCCCGCCGCGAUAUCCCCGACUUCGUCUUCAAGCAUGCACCGCUCGUUCACCUCUACUCGGGCGAGCAGUUUUGGCCCUCGGAUAUGCGCGACCACAUCACACACAUGGACAUCCAGCUCAACUCGACCCUCGUCGACGACGCCGCGCCCUGGGAUCUCGACAGCAUGAGCAACCUCAACAACCUUGACGGGAGCGUCUUCCUCUACAGCAAAAAUGACGUCGAGAGCCGCCCGCCCUGGCUGCAUAGCCGCUACAACGUACCCGCCGCGUUCCCCGCCGACGCCGCCGACGCGGAGCCUGCUGCGCUCGAUGAGACAGCGUCCGCCACCACCACGCCUCACCACCCCCACACGCGGCCUUCCACAUAUGGCCAGUCGCGGGCUGUGCACAAUCUGCCGACGCAACAAAAGGUUCUGGCCGGCGCCGCGCAUAAGCAGCAACAGCAGCCGCUGGCGCCGCAGGGUCACAAACCUGACGCCCACGGCUACUCCGCCGCGCCGGCCGUCCUCGUCCUGGUCGACAAGGAGGACGGCAUACUGGAUGCCUUCUGGUUCUUCUUCUACUCGUACAACCUCGGACAGACAGUUCUCGCCAUGCGCUUCGGCAACCACGUGGCCGACUGGGAGCACUGCAUGGUGCGCUUCAAGCACGGCGUGCCCCAGGGCAUGUACCUCUCCGAGCAUGAGGGCGGCCAGGCCUACGCUUGGGAGGCCUUGGAAAAGCGCAACGUAACGUUUAACGGCGUCCCCGACGCGGCCGAGCGCCCCGUCAUCUACUCGGCGACGGGCUCCCAUGCCAUGUACGCCACACCUGGCGACCACGCCUACAUUCUGCCCUUCAAGAUGCUCAAGGACGUGACCGACGAGGGUCCCCUGUGGGACCCGUCCCGCAACCACUAUGCCUACUUUUACGACUAUCAGUCCGACGACGACUUUCACCCCGACAGUACCCAGCCGCUCCUCCACGCCGCCGGCCCGGCCUCCUCUGACAAACCAGAGAGCCUUACGCCGGCCGCCACCAACCCUGACGCGCCCACGUCGUGGUUCCACUUCCGCGGCCGCUGGGGCGACGGCGUCUACCCGCUCGCCGACGUCCGCCAGUGGCGCCUCUUUGGACAGUACCACUACGUGUCCGGUCCGCAGGGCCCGAAAUUCAAAAACCUCGGCCGCCAGAAAAUGUGUCUGGCCAACAAGUGCCGCAUUCGCCAUGAGCGUGACGGCUCGGGCACGUGGUAUUGA
Molecule: messenger RNA, 1557 nt
Organism: Cordyceps militaris CM01
Lineage: Eukaryota; Fungi; Ascomycota; Sordariomycetes; Hypocreales; Cordycipitaceae
Exons: 1
Coding region: 1-1557 (518 amino acids)
Source: RefSeq, a predicted model, not a curated record